Pseudonaja textilis is the source of this 1636-nucleotide messenger RNA. RefSeq names its product C-X-C motif chemokine receptor 3 (gene CXCR3). Gene Ontology annotation, molecular function: C-X-C chemokine receptor activity; C-C chemokine binding; C-C chemokine receptor activity. Gene Ontology annotation, cellular component: external side of plasma membrane; membrane. Gene Ontology annotation, biological process: cell chemotaxis; inflammatory response; immune response. The record is from RefSeq and is a predicted model, not a curated record. Lineage: Eukaryota; Metazoa; Chordata; Lepidosauria; Squamata; Elapidae.
UUGUGGGGCCACUAAUACCAUUGGCCUGAGUGAUGUGUCUUAAAAUCUUUAAUAUUCAAACCAUGUCGUGCUACCCCAAACCUGCCAGUCGGAAAUUUCUUCUGCUGAGAUAAAAUCAGUCCACCUGUUUGACUUCCUGUUCAGAUCUUCUUCUCUCUUUUGACUGGUUUCAGAGCAUCUUCUUCAUUCAUGGCUGAAGAUCACAACAUGUUCUCCAGUGGAGAGGACUACUACAAUGAGAGCUAUCCCUUCGACUGUUGCUUGUCCCAGCCAUGCGAUCUGAUCCCCUACCAGGAGUUUUCCAAGCAGUUUCUGCCUCCGUUCUACUCCCUAAUUUUUCUCAUGGGUCUCGGAGGCAACCUGAUGGUCAUCGCCGUCUUGCUCCUGGACCGAGCCCCCUUACUCGGGACCGACGUCUUCGUCUUCAACCUGGCCAUCGCGGACAUUCUCCUGGUAGUCACGCUCCCCUUCUGGGCUAUCCAGGCCAUUCAUGGUUGGGUCUUCAAGGACUUUCUCUGCAAGGUCGUCGGCAGCAUGCUCAAGAUCAACUUCUACGCCAGCGCCCUCUUCCUCAUAUGCAUCAGUUUCGAGCGGUACCUCUCCAUCGUCUACGUCAUCCGGAUGUACAACAGGAAGAAGCGUUUCAUCAUCUACACCACCUUGUUGGUUUGGUUUGUCUGUUUCCUGAUGACAGUGCCCGACUUCGUGUACCUGACGGCUGAGUUUGACAGUCGCCUCAAUGGCACUUCCUGUGGUCUCGCCUUCCCUUAUCACAGUACCAAGAUGUGGAAAAUCGCCCUCAUCAUCAUCAACCAAGUGGUGGCUUUCUUGCUCCCUCUGGUGGCCAUGAUCUACUGCUACUUCCACAUCAUCCUCACCCUCCUGCACUCCAAGGGCUUCCGAAGACACAGGGCCCUCAAGGUGAUCUUGGCCGUGGUGGUAGCCUUCUUCCUGUGCUGGUCGCCCUACCACCUGGUGCAGUUCAUCAGCACAUUGCUCCAGCUGCAGCUCCUGGAGAAGGAUUGCCAGUGGGAGGAUAAUCUGGACAUCGCCGACGUCGUCACCACCAGUUUGGGUUUCUUUCAUUGUUGCCUCAACCCGUUGCUCUAUGCCUUCGUCGGGCUCAAGUUUAGGAACAAGCUCCUGAUGGUGCUGAGGCGAUUUGGUUGCAUCAAUCAGAACUUCUGGAACAUGCAUUUCAGGGCGUCUGGUCAAUCGAGAGAUUCCAGUUGGUCCGAAAGCACAGACUGCUCCAACACCAUCUUCUAGAAUAUUCUGUGGCCAUAAGAGCGCCAUUGCUAUCCCAGAAUUCUCCUCUUGGCUCCUCUGCCAGCAGAGGGAAACUGGCACUCCAUUGGUACACGCUAGUCCUCGACUUAACAAGUAUUUUUUGGGGGGGACCCAUUCGAAGUUACAACAGCGCUGGAAAAAAAAAAGGGGACUUAUGACUGGUCCUCGUAGUUAAAGACUGUUGCACCAUCCCGACAGUCGUGUGAUUAAAAUUCGGGCUCUUGGCAACUGGCAUGUCAUAUGAUCACCGUUUGUGACCUUCCCAGUUGGUUUCCAACAUGCAAAUCCAAUGUGGGGGAAGCUGGAUUUGCUUAACAACAACACGAUCCACUUAAUGAUUCGCUUA